Aspergillus fumigatus Af293 is the source of this 1869-nucleotide messenger RNA. RefSeq names its product F-box and ankyrin domain protein. The record is from RefSeq and is a predicted model, not a curated record. Gene Ontology annotation, molecular function: protein binding. The transcript has a single exon. NCBI's taxonomy places the organism in Eukaryota, Fungi, Ascomycota, Eurotiomycetes, Eurotiales, Aspergillaceae. Bases 1 to 1869 code for a protein of 622 amino acids.
AUGUCACUGCUCAACCUCCCCCUUGACGUGCUGUACGAGAUAGCUUCUCACGUUGAUUCUGACCGCGAUCUGAAUGCUCUGGUUCAAACCUGCUCCCCUCUCUACACGGUCUUCAACUUCGAACUUUACCGACGCGACGCGAAACGAGGACGGAAUCGAGCAUUGUUCUGGGCCGUCCAGGGUAAUCGAACUGGCACACUCUGGAAAUCUCUCGACACAGGCGCAUCAGCACCAUGGCCAACGCUGUUUAGCAUGGCCGCCGAGCACGACUCGGUGCUUGCGAUGAAGGUACUUCUUUUGCAGGAUGGUGCCGAUACCAACGCUGUGGAACACACUGAAGGCAUUCCGCUUUUGGUGACCGCUGUGGUCAAUCGUUCACCCAAAGUAGUGCGCUUCCUUUUGACCAGAGAUGGGGUUGAUCCGAACGUCAAGAACCAUGAUGGACAAACACCUCUCGCAUACGCUGCGUGCGAGUGCUUCAACGAUAUUGUUAAGAUUCUGCUGAAGUGUCCCCAGGUGGAUGUCAAUUGCACUGAUAACGCCGGAUGCACGCCGCUUCGUUUAGCAGCGGGAAGGAGCCAUGUGUUCGUUGUCCGAACACUCCUCUCGAAUCCCUGGGUCGAUGUCAGUGUGAGGGAUAAUAUCCUUCACAUGACGGCUCUCUCAGCUGCAGUGGCGGCUCUUGCUAACCGAAUUGCCUGGAGCCCCGAGAAGGUCAAAUUGAAGCAUCGGCGGACAAUACAAGCACUCCUGGAGCACCCGGCCACCUCGGUGAACUAUGACAUGGACCCAGAUCUCCUGCCGCUGUAUCGGUUCAGCGCUCAGUACGGAUACGAAGAGAUUUUUAAGUUGCUUUGGUCGAAAGGGGCGGGACAGCUCCCGGCAGAACUGGAUCGUUCCGGGAUAUUAUUCUUCGUUGCAGAACACGGCCAAGCCGGGAUCAUGAAGAUGUUGUUUGCGAAUGGUUUCGAGCCGGAAGCACAGACUGAUACGGGCCGCACGACGCUCUCGAUUGCCGCCGAACACAAGCAGCUCGAGGUCAUCUGUCUGCUUCUCUCGACGGGAAAGGUCGACGUGAAUUCCAAGGAUCAAGCUGGUCGCACGCCGCUGUGGUGGGCCAUGACCCAUGGGUGGAGGAAGACUGGGACGGAUGAGACUCUGAAGCUGCUCAUCGCCCAUGACGCUACAAUUCCGACCAUCGAAAGAAGGAAGUGGCUUCAAAAGUCACUGUGCAACGCUCUUGAGUAUGGCAACUGUUUUCUAUCGGAAAUUCUUCUUGACCAAAGUCAGCCCAUCAGCAGCAACCAAAGACAAACGCUGCUCUCCGCCGUCGCCAAAUCUGCAGACGUUUCGCUGGCGAAGACAGUACUCGAAAGGGCACAAAUUGACCCCAACGAUAGGGAUUCCGACGGUCUAACCGUACUGGACCGGGCCGUUCUCAAUGGUGACAUCGCCCUUAUGGAUCUGCUAUUAGUCCUCGAUGGAAUCGAUCUAAACUCCAGAAACUCGAACGGUGACACUGCGCUAGCAAUUGCGAUGAACGAGGUCAUCGACUCUUUAACCAUCUCUCUGGGGUUAAAGGACAGGCGACCCUUUGAGACAUGCAUGGAACGAUUUCUCCGCCACAAGGAUGUUACCACAGGAACCCUGGAUGAAUAUUGGCUAAUCGGCUUUAUUGUUGGUUACAUCGACGUUAUAGAUCAACAACUAAUGAAGCUUCUCAUUCUCAAGGAUGACCGACUCACCACAGAUACCAUAGUCCGCGAAGACUACGCAGAAACACUACUCGACUGGGCUCAACAGAACCACCACAGGAUCAUUGUUCGAGCGCUUCGAGAUAAGGAAAAGCGAAUGCGGAUGACGAUCUGA